AUGUGGAAGAUUGUGUUCGUGAUUAUAAUUGGAGUGUACACGAAUGUUGUGGUGGGGGCAGAUAAUGAUAUCGAAUCGGUGACCGAACCUAUAACUAAACCGGUGACCGAAACUGCGCCUGAACCUACAGAGUAUGCACGGAAAUGCAACUGUCGCUGUGGAGAGAGAAAUGAAGCUUCGCGAAUAGUCGGCGGGGUGGAGACAGCUGUGAACGAGUUCCCCUGGGUGGCCCGACUGUCACUUCACAACAAGUUCUACUGCGGUGCCUCCCUCAUCAACGACAGAUACGUGCUCACUGCUGCACAUUGUGUUAAGACAUUCAUGUGGUUCAUGAUCAAAGUGACUCUAGGUGAGCACAACCGUUGUAACACUACACAUCGCCCAGUGACCCGAUAUGUCGUACAAAUGGUCUCCCAUAACUUCAGCUUCGCUACGUUUCGGGAUGACAUCGCCGUCCUUAAGCUGAACGAACCAGUGCAGGUCACAGAUACUGUGAAGCCUGUCUGUUUGCCACGGAGUGACGACAAAACAUAUGUAGGCGUUAAAGCAAUGGCCGCUGGUUGGGGUACCGUAGCCGAGGGUAAGAACCACUCCUGCUACCUUCAAGAAGUGGAUCUCCCAAUACUAAGCAACGAAGCUUGCAAGAACGCCAACUACACUUCGCAAAUGAUUGGUGAUGGCAUGCUGUGUGCUGGGUACCCAGGAGUAGGAAAGAAGGACACUUGUCAGGGAGACAGUGGUGGUCCUCUUUCAGCUGAGAGGAAUGACAAACGUCAUGAACAACUAGGUGUGGUUUCUUGGGGAAUAGGAUGUGGUCGUCCAGGCUACCCGGGCGUCUACACCCGGGUCACGAAAUAUGUCGACUGGAUUCGAAGGCUUGAUGCGCGUAUGGAUUAUUAUGAUAGAAAUCAUUCCACCGAUGCCGAUGAUGAUGGAAUUUUUGUCAACUGUUUACCUGGUAUUAAGUACGCCCAUAAAAUGAUAAAGAUAUGGCUCGUACUUUGUGUUGUAGUCAGUUGGGCAAACGCACAAAAAGUAAAUUCGUCAUGUGAGUGCGGUAUCGCCGGGCAUAACCGGCGUAUAGUGGGCGGCACCACCGUGCAACCUCACGCGUACCCAUGGCUGGUGUCGCUCAUGUUAGGACCGAAGUUGCACUGUGGAGGGGCUAUCAUCACCGAUUUGCACAUAUUGACAGCGGGACACUGCAUCACUUUUGGGAUACAUUAUCGUGACCUGACUGUAUACGUGGGCAUGCAUGAUCGACUCGACACUUCUUACGUGUCUAUGCGCGUCGAGAAUGGUGUAAAACACCCUCAUUUCACCUCUAAUGCUGUUCGGGACAUAAAUGACAUAGCAAUCUUGACUCUUGACAACCGACUCAAGUUCUCAGAGAAAGUUCGACCGAUUUGCCUGCCAGAGGACUCAAUGGACUUUAGAAACUUGCCUUUAACAGUCGCUGGGUGGGGUAAAACCAGACAGGGUGCAUUGACAUCAUCAAGAUAUUUGCUUGAAACCAAAGUACAGAUUGUGGACGGUGAAAAAUGUAAGAAAUCGGCAAUAUACAAGGACAAUCUGGUCAGUGAUACUAUGAUGUGCGCUUACAGUCUUGGGAAAGACGCAUGUCAGGGAGACAGCGGUGGACCAUUAUUUUCAACUCACCGAAGGUCAUAUAACAAAAAGUGGUAUCAAGUUGGUAUGUUUUCUAAAACUUCAUUUUUGUUGAUAAAGUCGUUUCUAUUGUUUUAUAAUGCAUGUGGAUAUGACACAAACUGUUUACUUUUUAGGUAUUGUAUCCUGGGGUAUAGACUGUGCCAUGCCAGAUUAUCCAGGUGUCUACACAAUCGUGGGGAAGUACAUUCCCUGGAUCAGGCAGCAGACUGCAGAAGGAUCGUACUGUUGUCCAACAUACAUAUUGAAAUGUUCACAAUAUUGAGUACUAUUUACUUGUUAAUCGGGAUCAGCCAGGUGGAGUUGGUGCGUGGCACAGACUGUCAAUGUGGCAAGCCAUCAGACAGAGUGGUGUCGAUGAGGAUAGUGGGAGGGAGGAGAGCGGAGCCGCAUUCAUUUCCCUGGACCGUGGCCAUCUUGAAAAUUGAACGGAUGCAUUGCGGCGGAGCGAUGAUCACGAACAAGCACAUUCUAAGCGCGGGACACUGUUUUAAAUGGGAUGAUUUCAGAACCAUGGAGGUUUUAAUAGGACUGGAUAAUAUAGAUGAUUUAAAAAAUGUUGAGAAACGAAAUAUUUCUAAGGUUGUGAUACAUGAAGCGUUUACAUCUACUGCGGUUAGAGAUGAGAACGAUAUUGCUAUCGCUACUUUGAACCGGCCAGUUGAAUUCAGUGAAACUAUCGUGCCAAUAUGCCUACCUACACCAGGUGAAGUUUUUUCAAAUAGGAUAGGAACCAUAGUCGGUUGGGGUAGAGUGGGUGUUGAGAAAUCAUCGUCAAAAGUAUUACUAAAAGCAAGUCUUCGAAUACUGUCCGAUGAAGAUUGUAUGAAUUCACAACUGUCACAGCACCUCAAACCUACUAUGAUGUGUGCCUUCUCAAAGGGAAAGGAUGGGUGUCAGGGCGACAGUGGUGGGCCUCUUUUAGUUUUUCAACCUGAAGGCAGAUAUGUUCAAGCAGGCGUCGUUUCUUGGGGUAUUGGGUGUGCAGACCCCAGGUAUCCUGGGGUUUACACGAAAGUCAGCAAUUACAUCGAUUGGAUCACUAGCCAUACGUCUGACGGCCUAAAAUGUGAUCACUAAACAGAGAUAAGAACUAUAUAUAAAGUAGUUAAUAAAAAUUAUGUAUUGUAUAUAACAACAAAUAAAGAUAUUCUA
Molecule: messenger RNA, 2823 nt
Organism: Spodoptera litura
Lineage: Eukaryota; Metazoa; Arthropoda; Insecta; Lepidoptera; Noctuidae
Product: trypsin-1
Biological process (GO): proteolysis
Molecular function (GO): serine-type endopeptidase activity
Source: RefSeq, a predicted model, not a curated record